GGCGGGCGCGGGUCCGGCAUGAGCGAGGCGCGGCUGAGGCCCGGGCGCGGCCCCGGCGGGGCCCGGGAGCCCCAGGACAAGGAGUCGGAGUCUGAGAACAGGCUGGAUGGAGAGACAGCGUCAGACAGCGAGAGCAAGUCCGAGUUUGGGGGCUCCUCCCCAGUGCCAACCUCAGAUGACACCCCAGAGGUGCUGAACAGGGCCCUCUCCAACCUGUCCUCGAGAUGGAAGAACUGGUGGGUGAGGGGCAUCCUCACGCUGGCAAUGAUCACCUUCUUCUUCAUCAUCAUCUACCUGGGCCCCAUGGUCCUGAUGACAAUUGUGAUGUGUGUGCAGAUCAAAUGCUUCCACGAGAUCAUCACCAUUGGCUACAACGUCUACCACUCCUACGACCUGCCCUGGUUCAGGACGCUCAGCUGGUACUUCCUGCUGUGUGUGAAUUAUUUCUUCUACGGGGAGACGGUGACGGAUUAUUUCUUCACGCUGGUGCAGAGGGAGGAGCCGCUGCGGAUCCUCAGCCGAUACCAUCGCUUCAUCUCCUUCGCCCUCUACCUGACAGGUUUCUGCAUGUUUGUGCUGAGUCUGGUGAAGAAGCACUAUCGCCUGCAGUUCUACAUGUUCGGCUGGACCCACGUCACGCUGCUGAUCGUGGUCACCCAGUCCCACCUCAUCAUCCACAACCUCUUUGAGGGCAUGAUCUGGGGCUCUCCCCUGGAGGAAGCCCUGAGGAAAACACGAGUUCUGCUCUUUCUCUCCUCUCUCUCCCUGGAGCUGUCCUACGUGAUGUCGGGGUACCGCUGCUUCACCUGCCCCGUGGAGUUCAACAACGACACCAACAGCUUCACGGUGGACUGCGAGCCCUCGGAGCUCUUCCAGCUGCAGGAGUACAACGUCCCCGUGGGGCUGCACUCCGUGCUGGGCUGGAAAACCGUGCGGAUGUACCCGUUCCAGAUCCACAGCAUCGCCCUGUCCACCUUCGCCUCCCUCAUCGGGCCCUUCGGCGGCUUCUUCGCCAGCGGCUUCAAGAGGGCCUUCAAAAUCAAGGACUUUGCCAACACCAUCCCGGGCCAUGGGGGCAUCAUGGAUCGCUUCGACUGCCAGUACCUGAUGGCCACCUUUGUCAACGUCUACAUCGCCAGCUUCAUCAGGGGCCCCAACCCCAGCAAGCUGCUGCAGCAGUUCCUGGCGCUGCGGCCGGAGCAGCAGCUGCACAUCUUCAACACGCUGAGAGCUCACCUGGCCGAGCGGGGAGCGCUGGGCAGCCCCGAGGAGGCGUAGGCUGCACAGGACUGACACUGCCUCCCUGCCCUGCCUGCUUCCAGAGCAGGGCCUCACUUCACUGUAACUCUUCUUCCUUCCUUGGUAAAUGUUCGCAUUCGUGGUUUAUUUUAUUUUAAUUUUUUUUUUUUUUCUAAAUAAUAUAUUUAUAGAGCUUUGGUUCAAACGA
Lonchura striata (white-rumped munia) is the source of this 1447-nucleotide messenger RNA. The record is from RefSeq and is a predicted model, not a curated record. NCBI's taxonomy places the organism in Eukaryota, Metazoa, Chordata, Aves, Passeriformes, Estrildidae.